Psylliodes chrysocephalus is the source of this 2188-nucleotide messenger RNA. NCBI's taxonomy places the organism in Eukaryota, Metazoa, Arthropoda, Insecta, Coleoptera, Chrysomelidae. The record is from the annotation of a GenBank genome assembly.
GUAGGUGAAAAAUCAGGAAUAAAAAUCUUUUUACUCUUCAACGCGCGUUGCAACUUAAAGUAGAGUGAGCUGAAAUGAAUUUUUUUUUGUUAAUUAUUUUAAUAAGCUGGAAUUAUCGUACGAGUGGUGGUAAUGAAACCGUAGUUCGAAUUAUUGGUGGUCCUCUAGUUGCGCAAUUGUUAGCUGAAGAACACGGUCAUUAUUAUAAAGGGCCGGUAGUUGGAUUUAAAGAUACAUACAUAUUAGUGCCUCUAAAAAAUAUAUAUGAAAAUUUCCACAAGCGAGGGAUGUUUUCAUCAAGGCUUAUGAACGAUCGAAGAAUUGUAUGGGCUGAAGAACAACAAGCAAAAUCACGCCAAAAGAGAGACUUUAUUUCCAUUGAGGAUAUACCCAAAGAGAGAGUAAAAAGAAUUGAUACAAAUGUAUAUGAGCAGAAAAGGAAGACUAUUACAACUGAUAAAAUAUUUAAUGAUGAACUAUGGAGUCAACAGUGGUAUUUAAGAGAUACUAGAUCAAGAUUAGAUCUUCCCAAAUUAGAUCUGAAUGUUAUUCCUGUUUAUUUAAUGGGAAUUACUGGGAAGGGUAUAAGAAUUUGUAUUCUUGAUGAUGGAAUUGAAUAUACCCAUGAUGAUCUAAAUGAAAAUUAUGAUCCCGAAAUUAGUUGGGACUGCAAUGAAGAUGAUAAUGAUCCAUUUCCAAAUUUGGUAUCUUCAAAAUCCAACAAUCACGGAACUAGGUGUGCUGGAGAAGUCGCCAUGACAGCUAAUAACCGAAAAUGUGGCGUUGGGAUAGCUUUUGGAGCAAGAAUUGGUGGUGUAAGAAUGUUGGAUGGUCUGGUAACAGACAGAAUUGAAGGUACUGCUUUGAGUUAUGCUCAAAACCUUGUUGAUAUCUACAGUGCCUCAUGGGGACCAAAUGACGAUGGGAAAACAGUAGACGGUCCUGGACGGUUGGCCAGAGAAGCUAUAGAACGAGGAAUUAAAGAAGGUAGAAAUGGCAAAGGAACCAUUUAUGUUUGGGCAUCUGGUAAUGGUGGAAAUAAUAACGAUAAUUGCAAUUGCGAUGGUUAUUUAGCAAGUCCUUACACUAUAUCUGUAGGCAGCGCUUCCCAGAAAGGCGAAUUCCCAUGGUAUGGAGAAGCUUGCGCAUCUAUACUAGCUGUCACUUACUCUUCUGGGGCUUACAAGGAUCAAAUGAUUUCAACAACUGAUGUACAUAAUGAGUGUACUACCAAACACACUGGAACGUCCGCAUCUGCGCCGUUGGCUGCUGGAAUUAUUGCUUUAGCACUAGAAGUAAAUGGAAAUUUAACAUGGAGGGACAUUCAACAUCUAAUAGUAUGGACAUCGGAACUUUCUCCACUAGUUAACAAUGACGGAUGGCAACAAAAUGGCGCAGGAUUUUGGUUCAAUGAAAGAUUCGGAUUUGGUUUAAUGAAUGCUUUUGGCUUGGUUUCAACAGCUAUUUCAUGGGUGACGGUACCAGAACGAACAUCCUGUCAAGUUACGGUACAUGAAAAUGCAACUAUAUCAGUGAGCCAAGCAGUACAUAUCAAUAUCCCUUCGGAUGGUUGCAAAGGAAGAAGAAACGAACUGAGAUAUAUUGAACACGUAGAAGUGCAAACGAACAUUAACUAUACUUUUAGAGGUGCUCUACAAAUACGUUUAAUUUCCCCAUCAGGUACAUUUGUAAAUUUAUUAUCCCCACGAAAAUUAGAUCGAAGUACCCAUGGAUUCCAAAACUGGACGUUUAUGUCCAUGAAAACCUGGGGAGAAAUAGCAGAAGGCAUUUGGAAAAUACAUAUAUCAGACCAAACGAAAUUUGAACAAAACAUUGGUACAAUUGGUGAUAUAACAUUGGUUCUUCAUGGUACGAAACAACUUCCGUAUCACUUGAGAGAAGGUCCGAGAAAUUAUAAUGAAAAUUACAAUAGGAUUCAAAAUAGAGUUAAGUUGGUACACCAAUUUGAAAAUUACGAUGACAAUGUAUUAAAAACGGUCGAAGAAAAGAUUAAACAGUAUCCAGUAUAUUUACGUCAAUAUAGUUUUAAGGAUAAUAUAGAAAGUAAUAAUUUAUAUGUAUAAUUGGUAUAUAGGAAUUAAAGUAAAUAAAUAUGUUAUGCACAUUCUCAUUUUUUAAUAAACAAAUAUUAAUGUAUUAAUAAUGAUAUAAAAAAUGUAAUCUGGAC